GUAAGCUAGGAAUUGUCAUUUAAAUUUGUCACGACAUUUAAAUGACUUAUUUUACACAUUUGGAUUUUAUGAAAAAAUGUUUAAGAUUCCGCAAUUUUGCAAAUCGGCCAUUUCAGUGAUUUGCCCGGCAGGAUGUCAAUUUCAGUUUCAUGCGGUUUGACAAUCUCACCAAAUAUCGUUUGUCCUGCAACCAAAAUGUCAACAAAUUAUUGUCAGCACCAGGUAUGAUUGAUGUUGCCACACAUGAGUUCACUACACCUGUCAGGGAGGUUCUGAAACCUGAACAAAUGCCAGCAUGGGAAAGUUCACAGGCCUACAGAGAUCUUGUUGGGUUUAUUAUAGCCAUGAACGAAGCUGUGAAAAAUAAAAGUUUAAAUGAUGAAUGUCAUAUAUCUCAGCUCACUACAAAUCUGUUAGACAUGUUAAACACAAUAUCCUCAUGGAUAGAUGAGAUCCCGCCAGUAGAUCAACCGCAGAGGUUUGGCAACAAAGCUUUCAAGGAUGUAUACUCUAGACUACAGGAGAAAGGUGAAUCUAUAGUUAAAGCUGCAUUAGAUGAGCAGUACCAAAGGGCUGCCCCAGAAAUUUAUAUGUAUUUGGUGGAAAGUAUUGGGAAUUCUACCAGAAUAGAUUAUGGAUCAGGUCAUGAGUUAUCAUUUAUUGCAUUUUUGUGCUGCCUUUUUAAAAUUGGUGCCUACACACAAGAGGACUCGGUAGCAGCAGUUAAUAAGGUUUUUCAAAGGUAUAUAGAAGUGAUGAGGAAGAUGCAGCAGACAUAUAACAUGGAGCCUGCAGGCAGCCAUGGCGUCUGGAGCCUUGAUGAUUAUCAGUUCGUACCUUUUCUCUGGGGAAGCUCACAGUUACUAGAUCACAAAAGAAUUCACCCCAAGUCUUUCCCAAAGCCAGAAGUAUAUGAAUAUUUUGCUAAGGACUACAUGUUUUUAGGUUGUGUAAAGUUUAUAAACCAGGUAAAAACGGGUCCGUUUGCUGAGCACUCUAACCAGUUGUGGAACAUCAGUGGAGUGCCCCACUGGCAUAAAGUGAACUCUGGACUUGUGAAAAUGUACAAGGCAGAGGUACUUGCAAAGUUCCCUGUAGUGCAGCACUUCUUAUUUGGCUCCAUACUGUCCAUAAAGCCUGCGUGAUGACCACUGGGCAGUUUUAAGACCUGGACAGCUUCACAAUUGACCUCAUGGACAUUGCUAACAUACAAUGUGAACAAAUGCUUUUAAAUGAGUUCUAACAGUUACACGGAUGAGAUUUUUCUGACUGUCCAUGGAUUUCUGGCCUAUUUGGGAGCCAAAAAUAUCAUUGGCCUAGGUAACCCCCUGGAACCCAGGCCAUAUUUUAUGACUUUUCAAUAAAUAGCAGUCUCACCUCUGUGGUUCCAGUACGAGCACAAGCCACUGAACAGAGGAAUUAUUAGAUCUGAAUGUUACAUACAUACACAUUCAGUGUUUAUUGAUAGUGCUACAGGUAUGAAGAAUUUUUUUUUGCUCUGUUUAAUAAUUACAUGAAAACUUUCAUGGCGAAAGGGAGUCACUGGGAUACUCGACACAGGAGAUUUAUAAAUAUGCUGGCAUAUCCCAACCAAUACUGCCUUCUGUCAAGAGUUGACUCCCAUGUGAUACUGCAUGUAAUAGACAACGAGGAAAAAAGAUGAGGUCUGUUUUGAGUGAAUGCAAUCUGAUUGGGGUAAUACUUCAACUUAAUAUAUUUGUUUCAGCUUGAGAUCUCUGCUUGGGAUGAUGUAUCAGCUUGAGGGCCUUGCUUUGGAUUCUAAGUUGACUGUUAAUAAGGUUAAAUGGAAAUUUAUUUUGAAAUCCUAACCCUUGCAUUCAUCUACAGGGCCAUAAAAUGAGACACCAAAGCCGUGGAAAAUAUUAAGACGUUUCAUCAAUAGAUGGCAUACAUGCAGUGUUCUUACAUCAGUGAAGAAGGCAGAUUGUUGAAGCACUAAGAAUGUGAGCUCACAGCUUCAAAAACUGGGAACUCUGGAUUAGCAUUUUGAGAGGAAUCUACAAAAUAAAACAGUAUUUAUUAUAAACAAUCA
This is a messenger RNA of Lingula anatina, 2053 nucleotides long. RefSeq names its product serine/threonine-protein phosphatase 2A activator-like. Gene Ontology annotation, molecular function: peptidyl-prolyl cis-trans isomerase activity; protein tyrosine phosphatase activator activity. The record is from RefSeq and is a predicted model, not a curated record. Gene Ontology annotation, biological process: mitotic spindle organization. NCBI's taxonomy places the organism in Eukaryota, Metazoa, Brachiopoda, Lingulata, Lingulida, Lingulidae. Gene Ontology annotation, cellular component: nucleus; protein phosphatase type 2A complex; cytoplasm.